Messenger RNA from Fusarium venenatum, 576 nucleotides. NCBI's taxonomy places the organism in Eukaryota, Fungi, Ascomycota, Sordariomycetes, Hypocreales, Nectriaceae. The record is from RefSeq and is a predicted model, not a curated record.
AUGAUUUCGAAUUCUUUUUUCAGUGCUGCGUUGACUAUUUUAGCUAUCAAUAGCGUGCAAGCUGGACCGUGUCGUCCAACCUCUGCCUUAACCACUGAGACAUCGCUCACAAUUGAGUCAACCGCCACCGAGACCAUUCUCACCACCAAAGGGGAGACAAGUGAGCUUUCUGUCGCUACCACUGAGAUUUCUGUUACUACUACAGAAGUAACAACAACUGCACCCUUCACUACAACCACCGAGAUCUCUGUUUCAAUCUCUGAAGCAAAUACCUCCUCUGAAGAUAUCUCUACGGCUGAAGACACCACUACCAUGCCCAUUACCACCACCAUGGAAACUCUCCAAUCCACUACAACUUCCGCCUUGGCUACUACAACCAAUGCAGCUUCUGGAGGUGGAGACUCAUGCGUGGACAAUGUCGACUGUCUCUUGUCUAUGAGUCCGCUGUGUGCUCUGGGACUUUGUGUCUGCAUUGACGCAAUUUGUGCUCCUCCAGCCGGCGUCCAGAGCUCGAAUCUUGACUUGUGUACCGCCUUGGGUAUUUGCAGUUGCGUGAACGGUGUAUGCCGUCUGUGA